Spizellomyces punctatus DAOM BR117 is the source of this 3767-nucleotide messenger RNA. RefSeq lists its product as uncharacterized. The record is from RefSeq and is a predicted model, not a curated record. Gene Ontology annotation, molecular function: ATP binding; ABC-type transporter activity; ATP hydrolysis activity. The coding region runs from base 175 to 3666 and encodes 1163 amino acids. The transcript is spliced from 11 exons. Lineage: Eukaryota; Fungi; Chytridiomycota; Chytridiomycetes; Spizellomycetales; Spizellomycetaceae. Gene Ontology annotation, cellular component: membrane.
AAUUGCCUCAUGGUAGACUGCAGAUUGUUUGCAUUUUAGCUUUUUUUUGUUCGUCUCGUCGUCGUCGUUAUUGUUUUUGCCUGGUUUAGAAAGAGCAUACAGGUUCCAGGGCCAUAGAAUUCGAUCUCGUCGAGCCCUACCUUUCAUUCUGAUACGUUUUUGCCAAAAAGCCUCAUGCACUUUACAUCUCAGUUAACGAGCGUAACGGCGAUUGUCAACACUUUGCUGGCUGCACACGUUUCAGCAACAAAAGGAAAUGGUGUUGUGCCGCUCACCAGCACGCCUUGGCUAGAGCGUCGUGCGUUGAAUGCAUCUCUGGCACAGAAUUGUUUAAAUUUCGGGAGAUGGGAUGAGAGCCUGGGACACUGCGAGUGUCCGCCUGGUUUUGGGGGCAAUGAUUGCGGCACGCCUUUAUGUGAUUCGCUGCCAGACGGUCCAAAUAGACAUCCUCGUGAUCCACACCAGCAUAGCUGCCUCUGUGCCGACGGAUGGACAGGAAUCAACUGCAAUGUCUGCAUGAGGAACGAUGUAUGUGAUGCGCUUGUACCUCCAUUAGGACCUGGGGAAGAGGCGACAUGUUUUUCGAGUAUUCGGCCGAUAAAUCGGAAUUAUUUGCAGUGCGAAGUGACCAACAAAGCGAUUGUAGAACAGCUGGACGGGAAAAAGGCGGAGAUAACAUAUGCGUGCGAUGCAUCCGAUGGAUCUUGUGCAUUCCAGUUCUGGGCAGACGAGCAGGAAAGCUUCUUUUGUCAGUUGAGCGAAUGUACCGCCAAUGAAGCGCACAGCAAAGGGGUAAAUCGCACCACCAUAAACUGCGCGAAAAUGCAUUGCGGCUGCUACCCAGGACGUAUGCUUUGUGAUCCAAACGGAAUGGACCUUUCGGAAUGGUUUGCAUCGGACGAUCCUGAAGAAGGUGGACCGGUGGGACCUGGAACCUUGCAGUGCGAAGAAACCGAAACACAUGAAGGGGAGUUACCGGAUCGGAAAUGCACGUUCUCUGAACCCCAUAUGAACAAUCUGAUAUCGACAUUUUUUGGAGACGAUAACAUCAAACUGGCAUGUCCUAUCGCCGGGGAAUGCGUUCGUGCCAGCCAAAUCCCAGGUGCGCCAGGUGGUGUACCGGGUGACCAACCUCCAGACGGUAGUUCAGGCUUUUCACCCCUCCUCAUCGGGCUCAUGUGCGCUGGGGCAGCGGUUCUUCUCGCCGGCGUGUUUGGUGGUAUCUGGUGGGCGCGCGAGCAGACUGUCAAAGAGUUCGCGGGAAUAUAUGAGGCCAUUGACGAGAUUGACGCUUAUGAUUAUGAAGAUGAUGAAAAUGGGACACGAAGAGCUGCCAUGAUGAGUAAUCACACGCCGGCGGAGAUUAUGUUCCGAGAUGUUACUUAUUUGAUUGAUCGGAGCGCACAUCCAAAGAGAAAGUGGUGGCCUUUUACUAAGAACGCUGCGACCACGACUCACUCAGGAACGCAGGAUGGGAACAAGCUCAUGGUUUUGGAUGGUGUCCAGGGUAUUGUCAGACCGGGUGAAGUGAUGGCUAUCAUGGGCGGAUCAGGGGCUGGUAAAACCACCUUUUUGGAUAUCCUUGCCAGAAAGAACAAGAGUGGUAUAGUGACUGGUGAAGUAAUAGUUAAUGGUAAAUUUAUGGGGGAUGAGGAAUAUCGAUCUAUUAUAGGCUAUGUGGACCAAGAAGACACCUUAAUGGACACGCUGACCGUUUACGAAACAAUAAUGUAUUCUGCCCUCCUUCGUCUUCCCCGCACCAUGUCUCCCGAAGCCAAAAGGGCUAGAGUCAUGGAAACGAUGAUGGAGCUCGAUAUUCUGCACAUUGCUAAUCGGCGGAUUGGGUCAGCGGGAACCAGGGGGAUUAGCGGGGGAGAGAAGCGUCGAGUAUCCAUUGCCUGCGAGCUGGUAACGGGUGCCAGUGUGUUGUUUUUGGAUGAGCCUACCAGUGGUCUGGAUGCGUUCAAUGCCUACAACGUCAUUGAAUGCCUGGUGAAUUUGGCGCGAACGUAUCAUCGUACUGUCAUACUGACAAUCCACCAACCCCGAUCCAACAUCUACGCGUUAUUCGAUAAGUUAGUGCUGUUGGCGCGUGGAAAGAUGGUGUAUUCGGGUCCAGCACAAGAGCCGUGUCGGGACUUUUUUCAUAAGCAGGGGUUUGUCUGUCCUGUUGGUUUCAAUAUUGCAGAUUAUUUGGUGGAUUUGACAAUGCAUGUUGCGAAUGAGGUCGAUACUCCACCUCAAUCGGCCAUCGGGUCAGCUAGCGAAGUACCAUCACCUACGGAUGGUCUGGCACCGGUCUUUGUGCCCGUGUCAACUUCAUCAUCUACUCCUUCCACCUGGUCAUCGCUUCCUGCGGUUCCGCGUCGAAGAAGGUCAAAUGUACGCUUACAGCAGGAAACGGAUUUGUUCACACCGCAUAAAACGGUGGAUGAGGAGGAUGAAGGUGUAGGUAUGCCAAAUGGAGCUGACGCGGAUACCGGUGGGGAGACCUCCUCUCUGACGCCUGUAGAGGAGUUGAAACCUUUGUUACCGCUUCCGAAUGAGCGGUACAGUGUUCAUGACGGGCAUACUCUCGGCCGUGCCACGUCGAAGCAAUCCUUGGCGUCGAAACGUGGAUCGAUUAUACACGGGGAGAGUAAUCGGCAAUUAAGGGCGCUUGCGACUGCUUAUGGCGAAAGUCAGGUUGGCGAGACCAUGGCACGGACGAUUGAUGAGGCGGUCAGGGAAGCCAAUGCUCGACAACCAGCUGCAACUGUAGAAAGUAGUCUGGACGGCUUGAGCAACCAUGUUCAACGGAUUCUGAAUACCAAGACGCACCACCGUGCUACGCUCUGGACCCAAUUCCGUAUCCUUUCCUCUCGAACGUUCAAACACUUGUAUCGUAAUCCGGAUCUAUUGCGGACACACUAUAUUAUUAGUGUUGUUGUGGCGAUUUGCCUGGGGUUAUUGUUUUGGAAAGUUGAUUUGAGUUUGAGUGGGUUUCAAAAUCGGAUGGGGGUGCUGUUUUUUGUGUGUAGCGUUUUUGGGUUUGGUUGUCUAAGUUCUAUGCAGGUAUUUGCGAGUGAGAGGUUAAUUUUUGUGAGGGAGCGGGCAAAUGGAUAUUAUAGUCCUGUGACAUACUUUAUGUCCAAGGUCCUAUUCGACCUCAUCCCUCUUCGAGUGAUCCCACCCAUCCUCCUCGGCCUCAUCUCCUACCAUAUGAUUGGUCUCCGCGCCGACAACAUCUUUUUCCUACUCCGAUUUCUGUUGGUCCUGGUUUUGUUCAACUUGACCGCCGCAGCCUGCUGUCUGGCCAUCAGUAUCAUCAUUUCUGACUCUGGCGUGGCUACAUUGGUUGCGACCCUUGUCAUGCUCUUUGAAAUGCUCUUUGGUGGCAUGCUCUUGAAUAAGGCGACCAUACCAUGGAUUGCUCGAUGGGCCUGUCACGGCAGUUUCUUUAACGCUGGGUGGGAGGCCCUUAUGGUGAAUGAAGUCAACGGGCUGAUGCUGUACGAAACGAAAUUCGGGUUGAAGAUUAAUGUGCCAGGAACGUUGGUUUUACAGACAUUUGGAUUGAAUGCGCAGGGAUAUUGGGGGGAUGUUGUGAGGUUGGGGGGAAUGUUGGGGAUAUUACUGUUUGCCGGUUUCUUGUGGCUGGCGGUGGUAGUCAAGGAACGACGGUAAAGAGAAUCGCAUGAAGGGGUGUGCAUGGUACCUGAUACUUUGGAGUAUUACUUUUGAUUAAUACAUAACAAUGGAAUUCUGAUUGUUUCCUUCAAGCACAA